Molecule: messenger RNA, 3252 nt
Organism: Pochonia chlamydosporia 170
Lineage: Eukaryota; Fungi; Ascomycota; Sordariomycetes; Hypocreales; Clavicipitaceae
Product: DNA repair protein RAD16
Exons: 3
Coding region: 1-3252 (1083 amino acids)
Molecular function (GO): metal ion binding; ATP-dependent chromatin remodeler activity; ATP binding
Source: RefSeq, a predicted model, not a curated record
AUGCCUCGCGGACGCCGUUCUGUUCCUUCUGACCUUCAUGACACAUCUGGUAGCAAUGCCGUUCGCCCAACUAGAUCAGCAUCAUCCCGGCCAACCAUUGAUGACGAAAUAGUCGUUUCUGGCGACUCGCCACUGGCAGUCAAAAGGCCUCGAGGAAGACCAUCUCGUGCCUCUCUCCUGGCGAGUAAUGCCAAUUCUGCCGCUUCUUCGCCCGCUCCCCGCAAUGAAGCAAAACCACGACGUGGUAGAGCUUCAGCAAUUGGCAGCACCUCCGGCUCAUCGGUCCCUACACCACAAGAACUAUCAUCUGAUGGCGAAUACUCCACUCCUGCUACUAGCAAGUUUCCUACCCCUCUAGCAGGAGAUGCGUCUGCUUUUGCCAAAGCUUCAGGGCCAGUUUCUUCCCUAGAAGUACGAUUGCCCGCCCGGUCCCAGGCCCAGGAGUCUGAUAGCGACCGAGCACUUCGAAACAGCAUCUACUCCAUGAAAUCGAACAAGGCAAAGAUAUCGGAAAUAAUUGACUCGGACGUUGAAGAUGAUGAUUUUUCCGAAACAGCUCAGGAUGCAAGAACUGCCCGCAGGUUACAGGCAGAAGAGUAUGCAAAGGCUGAUGAUCAGUCUCUACAAGCUUCGUCUCUGCGUAGGAGUAGCCGGGCUGCAGCUACUGAUUUUUCAUCUCCUUUGCCUACUCGAGCUGCUCCCAAAAGAGGCAGAGCUUCAACGGGCUCGUCCAAGCAGUUAGCUCCACCAGCAAAAAAGAGCAGGAUCAUUCCAGAUUCCGAUGACCUUCCUACGUCUGACAUUGAUAUGGACGCGGAACUAGCAGCUGCCGUCGCACUAGAGAGUGAACUCUCUGAUCCUCCUGAUCUUUCGGAAGAUGAGGCAUCUUUCGUGGACUCUGACGAAUUGAGCGAAGUUGAACAGUAUAAAGACAGCGAGGACGACGCGUUGGGUUCUUUCUCCGAUGACGAGCCACUUUCAGCUAAGAAGAAGGGUAAGCAGCCAGCAAGGCCGAGAGCCCAAGCGUCAAAGGCCAAAGCACCAGCCAGACGACAACGAGUUCCAGCAGCCGCUUCGAGUUCCAAACGCAAGGCUUCCAGAGCUCGCCCGCCUGCAUCCGUCGUCGUCAAGGACUCGGACGACGAAGACGAUGCGGACGAGAUCGCUAGUAUCGUCUCGGAAAUGAGCACGAUCUCUUCCAUCCCCACUGGCCUGAACUCUUCCAACUCUAGCGAAGGUGAAGAAGGUGUGUCGGAACUGCGGAGGAUUGCAGCCAAUCGUCGAGCAUACAGAUCAGGUAACAAGAGACGCCUCAAGAAGGAACGUGAUAGGCUUGAGAAUCACCACCCCGAAAUUGUCACCAUGUGGGAAGAUUUGGAGAAGAUGCCCGUUCUCAGGGUUGGCAUGGAUGCACAGCCGCAAAGCAUAUCAAGGCAGUUGAAGCCAUUUCAGUUAGAGGGCUUGGCUUGGAUGAAGGAAAUGGAGAGGAGAGAAUGGAAAGGUGGCUUGCUGGGCGAUGAAAUGGGCUUGGGCAAGACUAUUCAAGCUGUGUCACUCAUCAUGUCGGAUUAUCCAGCCAAGGAGCCGUCACUGGUUCUCGUCCCGCCAGUCGCUCUGAUGCAAUGGCAGUCAGAGAUCAAGUCAUACACGGACGGUACUUUGAAGACUUUCGUCUUUCACGGUACCAAUCAGAAGGCCAAAUCUAUUACGGUCAAAGAGCUCAAGGCGUACGAUGUCAUCAUGAUGUCGUACAACAGCUUGGAGUCGAUGUACCGGAAGCAAGAGAAAGGCUUUAAACGAAAGAAUGGUAUUCACAAGGAAAAGAGUGUCAUACACUCCAUUCAUUUCCACCGGGCCAUCCUUGACGAAGCUCACAGCAUCAAAACACGAACCACCAUGACUGCUAAGGCGUGUUUUGCGUUGCAGACAACAUAUCGUUGGUGCCUAACUGGAACACCGCUGCAAAAUCGUAUUGGAGAAUUCUUUUCUUUAAUUCGAUUCUUAAACAUCAGGCCAUUUGCUCUCUACCUCUGCAAACAAUGCCCAUGCUCGACUCUUGAGUGGACAAUGACUGACGACAAUCGCUGCACUCAUUGCAACCAUGCAAACAUGCAGCACGUAUCUGUCUUCAAUCAAGAGCUUUUGAACCCCAUUCAGAAAUAUGGCAACCUCGGCCCUGGUCGAGAGGCGUUCCGCAAGCUGCGGCUUAUGACGGAACGAAUUAUGCUCCGUCGCCUCAAGAAAGACCACACCAACUCCAUGGAGUUGCCCGUGAAAGAAGUUUACGUUGAAAGACAGUUCUUUGGUGAAGAAGAAAAUGACUUCGCCAAUAGUAUCAUGACGAAUGGACAGCGCAAUUUUGACACCUACGUCGCCCAAGGUGUGUUGCUGAACAACUAUGCCAACAUCUUUGGUCUCAUCAUGCAGAUGCGUCAAGUGGCGGACCACCCAGAUUUGAUCCUGAAGAAGAAUGCUCAAGGUGGGCAAAACGUACUCAUAUGCUGCAUUUGUGAUGAACCGGCGGAGGAUACGGUUCGAAGUCGGUGCAAGCAUGACUUUUGCCGAGCCUGUGUUUCUAGCUAUGUCCGAUCGACAGACUCCCCUGACUGUCCGCGUUGUCACAUACCCCUGUCGAUUGAUCUGGAACAACCAGAGAUUGAACAGGAUGAGAACCUGGUCAAGAAGAAUUCUAUCAUUAAUCGAAUCAAGAUGGAGGACUGGACUUCGUCUUCGAAAAUUGAACUUCUUGUCCACGAGCUACACAAGCUUCGCUCGGAUAAUGCAUCUCACAAGUCUAUUAUUUUCUCGCAGUUCACGACUAUGCUGCAGCUCAUCGAAUGGCGGCUACGUCGAGCUGGUAUCACAACUGUAAUGCUGGAUGGCUCAAUGACCCCAGCACAACGCCAGGCUUCCAUUGAACAUUUCAUGAACAAUGUUGAUGUGGAAUGCUUCCUUGUUUCUCUCAAAGCCGGUGGCGUUGCGUUAAACCUCACUGAAGCUUCAAGGGUGUUUAUCGUUGACCCAUGGUGGAAUCCCGCCGCAGAGUGGCAGUCAGCAGAUCGCUGUCACCGUAUCGGCCAAACGCGCCCUUGUACAAUAACCCGUCUUUGCAUCGAAGAUUCGGUGGAAAGCCGUAUGGUCCUAAUUCAGGAGAAGAAGACAAACAUGAUUCACUCGACGGUGAAUGCGGACGACAAGGCCAUGGAGAGUCUGAGUCCCGAGGACAUGCAGUUUUUGUUCAGGGGUACUUGA